This is a messenger RNA of Paramecium pentaurelia, 2203 nucleotides long. NCBI's taxonomy places the organism in Eukaryota, Ciliophora, Oligohymenophorea, Peniculida, Parameciidae. The record is from the annotation of a GenBank genome assembly.
AUGAUUAACUAAAUUUAUAAUGAAGAAAUGAGAACUAGUAAAAAACUUAAGAUCAAAUUUCAAAAGAAAGCUGGAAUGAAAGACUCUUAACUAAUUAUGCAACAUCUUGCUGAAAGUGUAGCUAGAGAAUCUCAAAAACUUGAACCAACUCCAAAUCCUUUUUUACAUGAAUCUAAAUUACAAGAACAUUUAUCUGAACGUAGAAGAUAAAGCUCAGUUCAUUAAAAUGAUUGGUUUAUGAAUGAUCAUCCAUUAGCAUAAUCUAAUUAUUUUACUCCCGCAGAUAGAAUCACUUUUGGAAGUAUUGACAAUAGAGAUAGAUCUUAUGAUCGUUUCUAAUCAAAUUGGUACAUUCUAUAUAUAUUUGUUAAGCUCAUUGAAAUCUUCUCUUACAUCCAGUCAAUUGUUUUCCAUACCAAACAAAGUUACCGAAUUAAUAGGACAUUACCCUGAAUAUUUGAAGAUCUUAUCUGAUGACAUCUAAAAUUAAAAGAGAAAAAUUUGUGUAGAUUGCAAUAGACUCAAAGAUCUUAUAUCAGAAGAAAUAGAUAAAAAACAAAAUGAAUUGCUAAAUACUUUAGAUUAAAUUCUAAUAAAUUAUGAAUCCAAUUAUCAAACAUUACAAGAUAUGGUCAAUCAAUUCAAAUAAUCAUUUUUAUAAGUUCCAUCUGCAUUAAAUAGAUCAAUCCCUGUCAAUAUUUCAUCUAUUACUAUUUUUCAUUAUGAUCAAGAUGAAAAUUAUAAAAAGAUUAAAGAAGAGAAAUGUCUCAUCAAAUAAAGAUUGUCUAAUAUAGAUUCUGAAUUAAUGAAACGAACACUUAUCUUUAUGGCUGAAGACAUGGAUAAUCAAAUUACACAUAAACCAGGUUAUAGACAUACAGAAACUCUGUAAUUAAAAUAUGAUGAAUUUUAAAAAUAACUUAUCAAUUCAAUUACAACUUAAUUGAAUGAAAUGAAUCUUGUUAUGGAACUUACACCAUAAUACAAUUAUGAACAUAUAUUAUUAUUACCUAAGGUAGAAACUGUAAUUGCCAAUAAUCGUUAAAAUGCUAUUGGAGGAGAUAGAGAUUUAUAAGAAUUGGAAAAUUUAAAGACACUUAUAUAGAAUAAAUUGAAAUCUUAAAAAUUCAAUAUGAAUAUUAGUUUAGGAUUAGGAUAGAGUAUGAAAAACUUUGGAUUAAAGUUAGAGUAUAAAUACUAAUCAAAUAAUCCUUUAUUAAGUAUUUAAGCAAUUACAGAUAAUAUUAUUGCAGUUGGAAGUAGAAAUGGAUUAGUUUAAGUAUGGGAUUUGAAAAAUAAAGAAUAAUGUUUCACAAUUCAAACAAAAUAAUCUGUCACUUGUAUGAGAGUUUUCAAAGGAUUUCAAGGAGAUUUUAAUGUAACUUCUAGAGCAAAUGCAUUAGGAGUAGAUUUAAAAGAAUAAUAAUAUCUUAUAACUGGUAAUCAAGACAUAAAAAUAUGGGAUAUUAAGACUGGAGGUAUGAUUAAAUAAUUGAAAGGAUAAGGAAAUGUAAUCACAUCGAUGUUAUGUUUAUUAGAUAAUCAUACUUUAAUUAGUGGACAUGAAGAUGGUAAGGUAUCAUUUUGGAAUGCAUAUUCUGGAAUGGUAAUGAAGAAACUUUAAGAUCAUAGUGAUUCUGUAAAUGGAAUUAUAUUAACGAAAGAUGGAAGAGUGAUUACAGGAGGUAGUGAUAAAAAUAUCAUUAUAUAUUAAAUACAUUAUGUGAGAUCAUAGAUAUAUACAAGAUAAGUAUUUGGUGAUGCUUUAAAAUAAUAAGUACUUAGAGAUGAAUGUCAAAUAUAUUGUAUGUAAGCAUCUAUGAUUGAUGAAAAUCUAUUUGUGACUGGAGGUAGUGAUUGUAAAAUUAAGAUAUGGAAUUUAAAAUCAUAGAAGAUUGAGAAAGAGAUCAUGGGACACAAAUAACCAGUAGGUGAUUUUGUUAUGUUGGAAAAUCCUUUAGAUGUUGAUAAAGAGAAGAUGUUUGCUAUUGUAUCAGUUGCAACAAGUGAAGAUGUUUUACGUAUAUCAACAUCCAUAAGUCCACUUAAUAGUGGUGUGUAUUUAAAUGAAAAGAUAGUGAAUGAAUUUGGUGCUACUUGUGGACCUCUAUUAUAGUUAAUAUAAGAUAAGGAAGGAUUAAGACUCUUAGUUGUUAAUUAGGAUGAAGAAAAUUAGAGUUUUAUGAUUUUAAAAUUACAAUGA